GAUCUUGGAGUUCAACUAAACUUGUAUUUUUCACUUCUGCAAAAUGGAAAAGUUGACAGUUAUGUUACUUCUUGCAUCAGCCGUUGGAGCCAAUGCAGCUUCCUUUCCAUUCAUCCUCAAUGAGUUGUUGCGCAUAGACUGCGGAGUGAAGGGCAAAACAACCGAAACUUACAAUAACCAGACAUGGUAUCCCGACAGCUUCUUCAUAGAUCCAGGCAAAACCAAGCAAAUCACUUCAUCGCCCAAUGUCCCUCAAGUCAUGACCACAUUACGAUACUUCCCAAACGGAGAAGCCAAGAACUGCUACAGAUUGCCACUUACCAACACAAAGAAAUUCAUAUUCCGUGCAGGCUUUUACUACGGCAAUUACGACGGCAAAUCGCAGCCUCCGGUUUUCGACCUCUCACUCGGCGGCCAGCCAUGGGCGACGGUUAACUCAUCGGCGACGGCGGAUGUGCCUGAUGUCCACGAGCUGAUAUAUGCACCCAGGAACGAUAACAUAUCAGUGUGCUUGAUGGGGAGGAAAGAAUAUGGUAGUGCCACGCCUUUCAUUUCUUCUCUGGAAGCAACUUAUCUGGAUGAGACUGAGACGGCUAACAAGACUGUGUAUGGAAUGAUGAGAAACGGGACGGCUUAUCAUCUUGUUGCCAGGCUCAACUUUGGGGGUUAUGAUCAAGUGAUAGAGCCGUGGUCAGGCUGGUCAGAUACCUGCGAAGAACAGCUAAACCGUUACUGGACACCACAACCGAUGCCUGGCUACACAAACCUGACCUUUGUCCCCACCACUUGCACCGGGACAGCCUACGAAAACGGGCCUCCUAACUCCGUCAUCAACACAGCAAUAUCCCCAACAAAUGCUUCACAGUCAAUCUACGUUCCCGUCAACUUUCCUGCCGCCACUCCUCAAUCUGCCUACAUAGUACUGUACUUCUACCAAGAUCUUGGACCCGACAACGUAAAUGCUACGCGGAAUAUGGAUGUUUACGUCGACGGUGUCAUGACGAAAAAUGUUAAGCUUCAAAAGUAUAGAUCAGGUGAAGUGGUGACGUUGUAUCCGGUUCUGGUCCAGGGCACGGCGAACGUGACGAUUUCUCCGGCGAACGGGACGGUGUUGCCGCCGUUGCUGAAUGGCAUGGAAGUUUUCUAUGCAACUGAACUGGCGGAGGAAGCUAGUAGUUCUAACGGAGUCUUUAAGAUUUCGUAUUCUGUGAUUGUGGUUGGGGUUUGUCAGCUCUUCGUGAUUCUGUUUCUUGGUUUGGUGUAGGUGUUUGGUGUGUUUGUGGGGAUGGAUUGUUAUUUCUGUUGGUUCUUGAUUUCACUUUCCAAAAAUAUUUUAUUUAAUAUAUAUAAAU
Sesamum indicum (sesame) is the source of this 1352-nucleotide messenger RNA. The record is from RefSeq and is a predicted model, not a curated record. NCBI's taxonomy places the organism in Eukaryota, Viridiplantae, Streptophyta, Magnoliopsida, Lamiales, Pedaliaceae.